Molecule: messenger RNA, 3972 nt
Organism: Diuraphis noxia (Russian wheat aphid)
Lineage: Eukaryota; Metazoa; Arthropoda; Insecta; Hemiptera; Aphididae
Gene: Cals
Product: calsyntenin 1
Biological process (GO): positive regulation of synapse assembly; positive regulation of synaptic transmission; homophilic cell-cell adhesion
Cellular component (GO): postsynaptic membrane; cell surface
Molecular function (GO): calcium ion binding
Source: RefSeq, a predicted model, not a curated record
ACGAGUGUAUCGUGUAUGGCGGAAUCGUCAGUGCGUGCGUGUGUUACUUGAUUUUUUUUCGUUUUUUCUAUGUCAGUGUAUAGUUUCGCUUCUCCGCGUGCGCUUACGCUGUCCGAUUUUGUUGCCAAACUUCGGAAUUUCGGUUUUCACGUGUAAACUAAGGGCUGUCAUACACCGCGACCCCUUGGGAAUAGGUUUUUUUUUUAAUAUUAGAUAGUUUGUAAUUUUUUUUUUUAUAUAUAUAUAUGUAUAUUUUUUUGUAAACACCGUUAUUACCUAUGCGUUUUUAAUAAAUAAACACAAUCACGGUGAACUCCGUUUCGCGUCAUCCGUCGUAGUUUGUUUUCCUGCCGGCCGUACAACAUCCGCGGUGCUGAAAAAAUGUCUUUCAAGACGUCGUCGGUCGUGUUUGCCGCCGCCUUUGUCGCUCUUUUCGUCCCAUUCGUUUCCUGUUUCACGACGUCCGACGAAAUCUUACCAAAAUUGGUGAUAGAUGAUAAGCUGAGCGGAUAUCAUGGCUUAGUAAAAGAAAAUGAAACGCUUGUUGAAGUUGUUCCAGAAAUUUAUGCCAUUGGUGAUGUUUGUAAUUUUAAUAUAGUGAACAAACAUCAUGGAGAAGCACCUUUUGAAAUCAUUCUUCGUCCAAAUGGUUAUGCUGAACUCCGAGCUCGCAAAACUUUAAAUUGUGAGAAACGUAAAACAUAUAAAUUUGAAAUUGCUGCAGUUUCAUGUUCUGGUUUGAUAUCGGAUAAUGUUACUGUGCAUAUAACUGUGGUUGACAUCAAUGAAUAUGCUCCACUGUUCUUAGAUGCAUCUUAUGUUAAAGAUGUUGAUGAGGGCCAAUUGUAUGAAGAGAUAAUUCGAGUAGAAGCCACAGACCGUGAUUGCACUCCACGUUUUGGUGAUAUUUGCAAAUAUGACAUACUUAAUGAUGAUCAACCUUUCACUAUUAAUAAUGAAGGAAGUAUCAGAAAUACUGAACCAUUAGACUAUGAUCGCAGUCACAAUUAUAUAUUGUCAGUUGUUGCUUAUGACUGUGGCAUGAAGCAAUCUGCUCCUGUUAUGGUCACUAUUAAAGUAAACCGAAUUUGCAAACUGGGUUGGAAAAGUAUUCCCGAAGAAAUUGAUUACUAUCCUACUUCCGGUCGUAAAGAUUUGUUUCCUAAUGCGCAGUUAAGACUAUGUGAUGACCCAUGCCACGUGAAAAAUGUUAAUGCUAAGCUGACUCUAGCAACAUCGCAUAUCGGUAAAGGUUGUGACCGUGAUACAUAUUCUGUUCAAAGUCAAAGAAAACUUUGUGGAGCAAGUAAAGAAAGUGUAGAACUUUUACCCGCUAACCAUGUACCUUUAUCUGCUGGAAACGCAAUUAAGCAUGACGAAGGUCGUGAAUCUGAUCAGAUGUAUGAGUUUGAUGGCAGUAGCACUGCUGUUGCUAUACCCAAUGAUGUUCUUGACCAUGGACUAUCAUCAGCGUUCACUAUCUCUACAUGGAUGAAACAUAAGCCUAUGCCACACCAAGAUAAGCAUGUUAAAGAACAUAUUUUAUGUUCUGCUGAUGACCAUAAAAUGAAUCGUCAUCACUAUGCUUGGUUUGUACGAAAUUGUCGUCUCAUACUUCUUUUGAGACGUGAUUUUUCACAAGGAGAUCUUAAUAUCUUUAGGCCAGCUGAAUGGAGGUGGAAAAUUCCACAGGUAUGUGAUAAUGAAUGGCAUCACUAUGCUGUAUCAGUACAAUUCCCCAAUGUUCAGCUAUACAUUGAUGGAGUACUUUUUAAAUCUGAAAACAAAAACCCUGAAGUUAUUGAUGAUUGGCCUUUGCAUCCAACUAAGGGAAUUAAUACUACUUUGACUGUUGGAGCAUGUUGGCAAGGUUCAGAAAACAAAAUGAAACAUCACCUACGAGGAUAUUUAGCUGGCUUAUCAGUACUCUUGCAUCAACUUGAAAAACCUGAGGUACUCGCAUGUUUACAUAAAUGUAAAGAAAGUUUAGAAGUUCCUGCAAUGGAGUUGUUGGAACCUGGAAUGGAACUGCUAACUAACAGUGAGCUAACUGAAUUAUCAAUUGAGGGUGAUAAUAAGACAAAUUUAGAAGUGUUGGUGAAGAAAAUUGGUUAUUCUAACAGCCGUGACUAUCCAACUCCCGGUAGACGUAAUCUACACUUGACUACGUCUCUUAUUUGUGAAGGUGGUCGUGAAGUGAAGAUGCCUCCCGCUGAAAGCUAUAUAAUGGUCCACCGACCUCAACAACCUAAUAUUAUCAUUAAUGGUACUAACACAGUACCUAGAGAAUACCAUGAAUUUAGACAGGGUGUACAAGUUUUCCCUGAUCUCGCCAUUAGCAUUGAGCCAGAAAGUUAUGAUUAUGAAUCUAAAAACCCUGAAUUGACAAAUGUAUUAGAGCGUCGCAUUGAUUCCUGUAUAAUAUCUGUUUAUCCUUCACUGAAUCCGGACCAUGAGACAUUGACCAUUCCUGCUGAUAUGUUGGCUAAAUUUGGAAUUUCUGCUAAAGUUUCUAAAGACGGUGUAGCUUUCAACAAUGCUGAUAUUGUAUUCCAUUAUCAAGAAGCCUUACGUGAUGUCCAUUACACCAACUUUAAGCCUGCAUACUAUCUAAAUCGUCAAUUCAAAUUGGUCUGUUCUGAAAUGAAUGGAAGGUUUUUGAGUAAUGAAUACAUACAAACUUUGACUGUAAUUCAUCCGAAAUCUCCAACUGUUGUUAAUACUACUUCUACAACACUUCCGACAACUGCUUUGCCUGCUGCUUCAUUAGUUGAAGAAAAUGACGCUGAACCAAAACCAGCUCAUGCUCAAAUUGUACAACAUUCUGUUGAAGCAAAACAAGCACAAACUAUAUUUGGAAAUUACUUGGAUGGAUCUAUUGAUGAACGUGCACAGGCUAUUGUCACUGGUGGUGGACAUGCUGUUACAAUUAUCAUUGUGGUGUGUGUUGGAUUUUUAGUCUUAAUGAUUACAUUAGGAAUUGUGCGUAUUAAGGCCGCCCACCAAAAAGCAACACAGGAUGAAGUCCAGGACACAGAGAUGGCUUGGGAUGAUUCAGCUCUUAACAUUACCAUAAACCCCAUGGAGCAAUUGGAAUGUGAUGGCAGUGGUGCAGUUGGUGGUGCGUUAUCAGCUGGCAAACAUAGGCAUGCUGAAAAUGAAGACGAUUCUUCUGAUGACAAUAUGAGUUAUGAUUAUGACGAUAGUUCAGAUGAUGGUGGUGGCAAUGAAGAAGAUGAUGGUCUACACAGAGGCUGUGCACCUCGUUUAGAAUGGGAUCAUUCUACCAUGUCUAUCUAAGUCGUGUUUUACUAUCAAAAAAUCAUGCACACCAAUACGACUUGCAGCACCUGUCCUUUUAUAGGUUACAUGGUGAUUCUAUUUUUUAAUACUAAACAAAAAUCACUCUUUUUUUGCAUAUCUUUCGAAAACGCUUGACUAACGCGCUUUAGAACAUUUGAAAUUCGUUUUUAGACAUACAAGUUUUAAAUAAAUUAAAGAGUGGGGUUUUGUUGGGAGUCAAUCAGACUUUUACUUAACUUAUUUUGCUGUCCUUAAGUUCAAAUAAAUUACACUAUUAUUUGUUUGCACUGAUAUCAAUUUAUAUUUUAUUAUAAUAUACAUGAUUAAAUGUAACAUUAUAAUCUUGACACUGUUACCGCGCAACUUUCUAUAUUAUAUGAUUAUGAUUUUUUUUGAUUUUUUUUACUUUUUUAUAAUUUUUUUCAGACAUAUCCUAAAUUAUGUUAUUAUUUUAACUAGCACUAUCCCCACUCUUUCUUUAACUUAGUGUUCAUACAUAAAAUGUAUACAUAUAUAUAUAUAUAGAACAAUUUUUUUUUUAAAUGGAGAAGACUGUAAAUAAUGUAUAAAGAAAAGAAACAAAUUAAAGGCUAAUAUUCGCAUUUUUAAUGUGCCAUUCGAUCAAUCAAUAUUAUAUGUUUAGUUUUAUAGUUUUAAAAGCCUUUCAAA